Molecule: messenger RNA, 3411 nt
Organism: Xenopus laevis (African clawed frog)
Lineage: Eukaryota; Metazoa; Chordata; Amphibia; Anura; Pipidae
Exons: 2
Coding region: 1963-2874 (303 amino acids)
Source: RefSeq, a predicted model, not a curated record
AUGUUUUAAUUGCUAUCAAAAAGGACAUUUAGCGCGCCACUGUCCAGAAAAUGAGGACAAGAAAGAACAAAAUUCCCCUAGUCCUUAUAAAGUUGUUCCUGACCGGCCUCAUGCACAUAACCCAAACCCGGGGAAAUCUUACCGUAGUACAGAGGGCCCCCCGGGAACCUACCAUUUCAUACCAGACCCUGAAACAGUUAAAACCUUCGGAGCUGCUACACAGUCCCAUAGCUUCGCCCACUAGGGGAAAGGCAAACCGGUGUCGGCCCAUUUCCAUCUAUUUCUUGAGGAAUUGCCAUAUCCUCUGUCCUGCCUCAUCGACACCGGCGCAGCCAGGACUGUUCUAAAAACACAAGAUCUAAAAGGCAGGAUUCCACUCUCUGGCAACACAACCACCACCAUUGGGCUUACAGGUCAUCCAGUGACUCUUAGGGAGACGAAACCAUUGUACUGCAGGUUAGGUCAACACACCGAAGCAGUCAGAUCUCUAUUAGUUUCAGAUGAUGUCCCUAUCAACCUAUUGGGAGCAGACAUUCUGUCGGAGAUUCAGGCCAACAUCACUUAUACCCCAGAGGGUGUUGUGGUAACUAGUGCACUCACAGACGAGUUGCUGUGUGCAGUGGUGGCAGUCCCGUAUACUGGAGAACCUGGUACAAAUUUGUCCCUGGAUGUACUAGCUGAGAUAGACCCUAAGGUUUGGGCGGUUGACAAAUAUGAUGUCGGCUUGCUGCCAGUACCUCCAGCCACUAUACGGAUUGCCCCCAGUUGCGUGCUACCAAAAUUGCCACAGUAUCCUCUGAGUAUAGCACAGAUGGACAGUCUCAAGAUCCAGAUUGAUAGAUAUCUCCAAAUCGAGGUCUUAACCCCAACACAAUCACCCUGUAAUACACAUUUAUUUCCAGUGGCAAAAAAAUCAGCCAAGGGUCAGGAAGUCACUUACCGACUGGUCCAUGAUAACAAAAUCAUAGUCAGUGAUGCCUCGUUAGUGCCUAAUCCUCACACAUUACUUGCGUCCAUUCCUCCUAAAGCUUCGUACUUUAGUGUUAUCAACUUGUCUAAUGCCUUCUUUUCUGUUCCACUAGAUCCACAGUGUCAAUACAUCUUUGCUUUUUCGUUCCAGGGUAGACAGCUGACAUGGACCCGGUUACCACAGGGGUCCAUGACUAGCCCAUCGGAAUAUAGUUGCAAGCUAAAGGUGGUAUUAGACCAGUGGGUGCCAGAGGAUCCGGAGGUCGCACUGUUACAAUAUGUGGGCGAUCUAUUAGUUUGUUGCCCGGAGAAGGAUUCAUGCUAUAGACACACUAUCUCGCUACUGAACCAUCUGGCAUCCACUGGGAAUAAGGCUAGCAAGGAAAAAUUGCAGUUUUGUAAGGAGAAGGUUAUUUUUCUAGGCCUCUGUAUCUCAAAAGGGACCCAACACCUAAUAACACAACAGAUACAGACUCUCAAAGACUUCACCCGACCUCGUAAUGCCCGACAGUUGAGAGCCCUUCUAGGUCUGAUCAAUUACAGCAGAGAUUGGAUCCCUAAUAUUUUAUUCAGAAUGGGUCCUCUCUAUACUUUCUGUGUUAUUACAGAAAGUUGGUGACAUAGUUUUAGAUUCCCCUCUAACCUUUCUCAUCCCACACUCUUCCAAGAGAUUCUCAACCAGCUCCAAACCAAACAUCUUUCAGCAGCACAUCUGACCAAAUCUGAAGUGACUCUCCUUACCCUUACUAACCUCACACUGAGACGAUGUACAAUCCUCAAUCCCGCAUCUCUUCUCCCGACCCAUUCUAACUCGGAAGAAGAGGGGGGGACGAAGGGAUUGUGACUGACUCUAACCCAACCAUGACAGAACCAACAGACAAUCACAACUGUCUUGAACUCAUGGAACCCGAGACAGAAGCAGUACAACAUCCACCUCCGUGACGGGCGGAUCCACGCCAACCACUGCAAGAAGCUGCUGGACUAUCAAGUGCAAUGAUCAGGUGCAUUGUUUCUAUAUACACUUGUUGUUUAAUGUAUUUUGGAUACUGUUAUGAGGAGUCACAUCCGAAUUUACUGUUCAAGAUGCAUUUACAAUUAGCAAAGACAGCAAAUAGGUCCAACUGCUGGGUGUGCUCCAAACCCCCUCUGAGCCAGAGCAUCCCGGCAAUGGCGGCAGUACAUGCCCUUUAUGACAUCAGGGUGGGCAUGAGAAAGUUUAGUCCUUCAGGUAGAUCAGUGGAACGCCAUCUGUCCAUAGAAUUUAAUCAGACAUUCUUAGAUGGUAAUGUCACCUAUGGUCUUGAUGUCAGCCCCGAGGCUUGUACUAGACUUAGCAGACCCGUGUGGGUAUCCGGUCAAUUAGGCCAGUCCGGGAUUUGUUUUAAUAUCAGCUCUGGUUUUGGAGCCAAGUCCCUGGGGAGGACCGAAUGCCCAUCUGGGAUAACCAUCCAGUUGUUGCGCAAUGCCCGUAACCGUAACCCCAAUGACCUUUGUGUCUCACUAACUGGGCCCUAUUACUUUUUGUGCGGCCAGGCUGCCUAUAGAGCCGUUCCCCCGAAUACUAGAGGGUCAUGCUCCUUAGUCAGGUUAGUCCCUGCCUCCUACAUUGCCGACGGUCACAAGGACUUGAUGGUGCAGAGGAGGGUAAGUGUGGAAAGAAGGACCAGGAGAGAGCUAUUCUCCGCAGGGGACCGUGCAUGGGCAUGGUUUCCGGCAUGGACCGGAUGGGGUAUAGAACUUAUGAAACGGCUAAAUAAUUUUUCCAUCAUAAUGGACGAGAUGUUUAAUGAGACAGUCGAAGCCAUGAAAGAAAUUUCUUCUGAACAACGACAACUGAAGACCCUUAUGCUUCAGGAGAAAAAUGGCUCUCGACUAUCUUUUAGCAUCAAAGGGGGGUUUCUGUGAGUUCAUCGGGGAGGAUUGCUGUACCUGGGUGGAAGAUACUGGGUACAAGGUUCAGGCCCAUCUUGACAAGGUGAAAGCAUUACAGGGACAAGCACGCGCUAUUGCAGAGGAGGGUUGGAACCCCUUUAAAGGUUUAGGGGGCUUCGGUGAUAUGUUGUUUUCUAUUGGAUCAUGGCAUAAAGAAGUUGAAGUGUAUGUCCUGAUGCUGCUCUGCUUUCUUUUCCUCCUCUAUGUGACGGCGAGAAUGACCUGUUGUUUGGUGAACCAAGUUGCAAAGAGCCGUGCAGAGGACCAUGUGAUGAUUCCAUAAAGAGCCAUCGCCUGAAGCAUCCGGAACCCUUUACCUCAGGAAGAUCAGCACAGGAAGAACCACCACCUUUUUUUAACAAACUAUGGACUGUCCCUAAAAGAACCGACUUCUUCCCUUCUUGGAGACUUUUUUUGGGCUGUUCUUCUCAAAGAAGACAUAACCAGAAACCUUGUAUGAUGACAUCACCUCCCUGAAGGCCAGUCUGGACCUCAUGAUCAAGAUAUAAA